AAAAAACACACACUUCCAUUUCAGGGGUAUUUUUGUCACUUUAAGCAUAAAAGUUCUGUGAUCACACCUACUUCAUUUUGUCCUCUCAUCUUUUAGUGCUCCACUUUUUAUACGAAAUACCUAAAACACCCUUGAUCUUUCUCUUUUUUCACCUCAGACGAUAAUAUCCAACGGGCGAAUCUUGUUCUUUUAGAUUUUUCUCUCCGGUGGGGCAUCCAAAGUUGCUCUCUUUCUUUGGAUCCUUCUCAUAUUGUGUGUUUUUUGAGCUAUAUUGGGUAAUGGGUCAGUGAGUUUUCUGCAUGUAAAGCUUUAGGUUCCUUUGUUUCAAGAUUUGGAAGCUCAUUUUGAAGAUCUAAGAGUUGGUGGUGAAGCAAUUGGAGCUGCAAGAAUCAUGAAGUCGAGUACUCGACUUGACUCAGUUGUUUUUCAGCUCACUCCUACUAGAACUAGGUGUGAUCUUUUCAUUAUAGCCAAUGACAAGAAAGAGAAAAUAGCUUCUGGAUUACUUACUCCUUUUCUGGCUCACUUGAGAACUGCUCAGGAUCAAAUUGCAAAGGGCGGUUACUCCAUUUUGCUGGAACCAGAUGCUCAUGUUGAUGUUUCAUGGUUUACAAAGGGCACAGUGGAAAGGUUUGUCCGCUUUGUGAGCAAUCCGGAGAUUCUGGAAAGGGUCUACACCGUUGAAUCUGAGAUCUUGCAGAUUGAGGAAGCAAUUGCCCUUCAGGGAAAUAAUGAUAGUGGGCAAGGGACAGUUGAAUACAAAGAAGCAAAACUAUCAGGCAACUUUGCAGGUACUAAAUCUACAGCGGAGGUCAAUGAGGAGAAAGCUAUUGUCCUUUACAAGCCGGGGGAACAUCAACCUCAAACAGAUUCGCAGGAAGAAAAUUCAAGAGUACAGUUUCUGAAGGUCCUGGAGACUCGCAAGUCUGUGCUUCAAAAAGAACAAGGAAUGGCAUUUGCUCGUGCUGUAGCUGCUGGUUUUGAUAUUGAUCGUAUGACACAGAUGGUAUCAUUUUCCGAAUCUUUUGGUGCCUCACGCUUAAGAGAUGCAUGUGUAAGAUUUAUGGAACUGUGGAAGAAAAAGCAUGAAAAUGGACAAUGGGUUGAAAUUGAAGCUGCAGAAGCAAUGGAAAAUCAAUUAGACAUUGCUGCAACGAAUGCAUCUGGAAUUCUGCUCUCUAAUAUUGCUAAUAAGCAGUUUGAUUCCAACAGCGAGAUGGCUUCUGAGAAUUAUGUGAAAUCAAGCACAGAUGGUAAUUCAGGGGAAAGGCCUCCAGUGGAUCAACAAAGUCCAAAUGGUCAGCAACAAUAUCAAUUUUUGCAUCCAAUGUUUCCACACUGGCCGAUGCAUUCUCCUCCCUCUGCCUUACCUGCUUUUCAAGGAUAUCCCAUGCAAGGAGUACCUUACUAUCCAGCUUAUCCAGGAAAUGGACAUCUCUAUCAACCUCCUUAUCCAGGAAUGGAAGACUCUCGAACGAGUGUCACUCCACAGAGUAGACAGAAAAGACAGUCUUCGGAUAGGAGAGAGAGCAACAGUGAUUCAGAGGAGGAUGAAGAAAUGGACAAUGAAGGGUCGUAUAGUCAAAGAAAGAAGUCUGGUCGGUCUAGGAAAAAUCAAUCAGGAAAGGUUGUUAUACGUAACAUUAAUUAUAUCACUUCUAAAGCAAAGAACUCUAGUGAUAGCGAAUCAGAAGCAGCUUCUGGUUCGGAAAACGAUGCUGAUAGUGAAGAUCUAGAAGGCAGCAGUCACAAUCUGGUGAAGAAAGAAACUUCACGGUCAUCAAAAUCAAGACGAAGCCGCACUGAAGCAAUUUUAUAUGAUGAUGGCACUGUUUGUGAGAAGGAAGCUGAUGGUGGGCACUGGCUGGCAUUUCAAAAUUGUUUAUUGAAAGGUAAUGAAGAAGAAAAUCAUGCUGACAAAGAUGGCAUGUUCGCAAUGGAGAAAGAUGCAAGGAGGAGACCAAAAAAUGCCAUUACCAAUGAUCCUUUGGCUAUUGGUGCCCAAGACGACAUUGAAAUGAAGGAUAGGUUGAGUGAUAUGCAUACAGUUGGUGCGAAGAUGUCUCGCAUAUCCAGGGGUUCUAAUGGUGAAGUUCUACUUUCUAGCAGAGGAUAUGACAAUGGCCAAGGACUUGGUGACCAGAUGGACAUGCACUUCACUGAGAAAAAUGGGAGAAAAGUCAUGCGUAGAACUGCAAAUGAUGAAUUUAUGUUAAAUGGUCGAGAUAAUCAUUCAGGGCCGAGAAAUUCAUUAGAUCCUCUUGCUGUAAAUGCAUAUGAGCAUACUAAUAAGCUAGACAAAGCUUCCUCACAUGAUAUGACUGAUGAGUCUUUUGUAGUACCUUUUAGGUCAAUGUCGUUGAAUAAUGGACCAGAAGGUAGAACUGCCAUUAACAUGGACUCUGAGCUUCCAUCGGCGCAUCAAAAAUCAGAAAACAGCUCUGCUGGAAUUAUGAGCUACGAGCCUAAUGAUUUUAGCUUGAUAGCUGAGCGUGGAACAGAAAAAAGGUUGGGUGUCUAUGACCCUGCUUUGGACUAUGAAAUGCAAGUUUGCAUUGAAAGUUCUUCUUCAAAGGAUAAAAGAAAGAAUGGAGUCUCCAAUGAUGUUAAGGAAGGUGCUAAAAAAUCAGAGAAAGAUCGCAGGUCAAAAGCUACUGUUGAUACUUCGGACAAGAAAAGGAGUGGAGGACCAAUAAGAAAAGGAAAAAUGUCAAAGUCAAGUCCUUUGGAUGAUGCACGAGCACGCGCUGAGAGGAUAAGAUCCUUCAAAGCUGAUAUCCAGAAGAUGAAAAAAGAAAAGGAAGAGGCAGACCAAAAGCGCAUUGAAGCAUUAAAACUGGAAAGGCAAAAGAGAAUUGCAUCCAGAGGUGGCUCCAGUGCUGGUCACUCUCCAGCACCAACAGCCCAAACAAGAAAAUUGCCAGCAAAAAGCUCUCCUGGCACCUUCAGGGGAUCUAAGUUCAGUGACUCAGAGCCUGGAUCCUCGUCACCAUUGCAAAGAACCAAAAUAAAGACUUCGUUGGGGUCAAAUGAUGUGCAAAAGGGCUCUAAAGCCAGCAAAUCAACUGAUGGAAGCAAAUUGGCAGGUAACAAAUUGAGUAGAUCAGCGUCCUCCUUGUCUGAACCAAAAAAAGAAAACAAUGAUGUUACACCUGAUUCAAAGGCAUCCAUGGCACGACUAAGAAGAUUAUCAGAGCCCAAAGCAAUCAGCAGCAAGCCUGGUACUUUACGGAAGGCACAAAGUGCUGAGCUCGUAUCAAAGCCCAAGCCUCGGAGUGCUGAAGCAGUGUCUAAGACAAAGCGUUCUGAUGUACCAGAGAGCAAGAAAAUAUCUGCCAUCAUAGACCUUGACAAAAAGAAGGCUGCAACUCUUCCUGAGCUGAAAAUUAGAACCACCAAAGAGUCGUCAGAUUUACCACAAAACAAACCAGCUGCGGAGAAGAUGAAUGACAGACCUUCUGUAGCAUCCGGAGGCAUUGAAUCAUACAAGAAUGAUCUAGAUGAAAACAUUAUUGAGAAAACUGUUGUUAUGCUUGAGAAGGAGAAGAAGCCCGCUUUGGCUGUUCCUAAUUCAUCAUCAGAGAACUUGGUUGUGGAAGAAUCUGACAACAUUAGCAGUGUUGAGAAAACUGACUACGCCUCUACACGUGACCCACCGUCACCCUUUGAAGGAUUUAUCAGAGCUCCUGUUCCUAGCCGACUGCAAGAGCUGUCGAAUUCCCAUGAGACAGCGACAAGUUAUGCAGAUGACACACCCAAGUUUGCAAAUAUCGGAAGUACUGUUUAUCGUGCUCCGUAUGCUCGUGUCUCAUCUAUAGAGGACCCUUGUACCAGAAACUUGGAUUUUGUCAAAGCACCCCCGUCGAGCUCAGACAUGGGAUCAACAGUUAAAGAAAUUGCCAAAGCUCAUGCACCUGAUAUUCACACUGUUAGAGUAGAUAACAAUCCAGAAGCUGCAGAAAGGACUCAAGUGAAGGAAUCACCAAAAGGUUUUAAACGCCUCCUGAGGUUUGGAAAGAAGAACCACACCUCUGCAGGAGCAGAAUCAAAUGGUGCAAGCACGAAUAGCAGCAAGCAGGAUGACAGUGCCACAAAUGCUUCCUUGCCUAGUGAAGUUUUCACUUUGAAGAAUUUGAUCUCCCAAGAUGAAACCCCUACAGCUGGCAAUGUUUCUCAGAAGUCUCGCCUCUCUUUGUUGUCUCCCUUCCGAAGCAAGACUAGUGAAAAAAGGUGACAGCAUUAUCAAGAUUAUUCAAGUGCUCCCACGGUUGUAGCUGGAGGUGUGAUUUGUCACGACUUUUUAUAGACUUCCCAAAACAGUUUUUUUCCCUCAAAUUUAGUUACUGUAAAGAUGUGUGGUAUUAAGAUGAGAAAUGUAUAUACCUUCGACUGUAUGUCACCUUUCAAUGUACUCUACAGUUUGGAUUUGAUAUUGGGUGUUUUGCAGUGAAAAUUUUGCAAGUUCCUACUGUA
Molecule: messenger RNA, 4473 nt
Organism: Solanum dulcamara
Lineage: Eukaryota; Viridiplantae; Streptophyta; Magnoliopsida; Solanales; Solanaceae
Product: COP1-interacting protein 7
Exons: 14
Coding region: 392-4234 (1280 amino acids)
Source: RefSeq, a predicted model, not a curated record